GAUGAAUCAACCGAAGACGGAGAAGGUGAAUCGAAGGCGUGCGUAUGAGGACGAUGGCGACUUUUACGGCGAGCGCAACCGGAAACGCCGGCGGGUGUCGGAGAACCAGGAAAUGGAGGAACGGCUCGAGACGCUGAUACUGCGGGUCGGUGAAAACAGUACGUCGUCGCUCGAGUCGAACCUGGAGGGCCUGGUGUCGGUGCUGGAGUCCGACCUGGGCAACUUCCGGAGCAAGAUCCUGCGCAUCCUGUCCGAGUGCCCGAUCAAGAUGCCGGAAAAGUGCACCAUCUACUCCACGAUGGUCGGGCUGAUGAACGCCAAGAACUACAACUUUGGCGGCGAGUUCGUCGAGUACAUGGUGAAGACGUUCAAGGACAGCCUCAAGCAGUGCCAGUGGGACGCGGCCCGGUACGCGCUCCGCUUUCUGGCCGAUCUCGUCAACUGUCACGUCAUCUCGACCAACUCGCUGCUCCAGCUGCUGGACAGUAUGGUGGACGCGGCGAACGAGGACAGCGUGCCGCAGGUACGCCGCGAUUGGUACGUGUUUGCCGUCCUGUCCACGCUGCCCUGGGUUGGCCGGGAGUUGUACGAGAAGAAGGAGUCGUCGCUGGAGAAUCUGCUCGUGCGGAUCGAGGUGUUUCUGAACAAGCGCACCAAGAAGCACCACAACGCGUUGCGCGUCUGGUCGGUGGAUGCGCCGCAUCCGCAGGAGGAGUACCUGGACUGUCUGUGGGCCCAGAUCCGGAAGCUGCGGCAGGACAACUGGACCGAGAAGCACAUACCGCGCCCGUACCUCUCGUUCGACUCGGUGCUGUGCGAAGCGCUGCAGCACAACAUUCCGGUGAUCCAUCCGCCGCCCCACCAGGACUCGUUCGAGUACCCGAUGCCGUGGGUCGUGUACCGGAUGUUCGACUACACCGACUGCCCGGCCGGCCCGAUCCUGCCCGGGGCGCACUCGAUCGAGCGGUUCCUGAUCGAGGAGCACCUGCACUCGAUCAUCGAGAACCACCGCUGGGAGCGCAAGGACUGCGCCAUCCAGCUGCUGUACCUGGCGUACAAGGACAAGAUCCCGCUCGAGUACUGCAUCGUGGAGGUGAUCUUUGCCGAGCUGUUCCACAUGCCGACCCCGCGCUUCCUCGAGAUCUGCUACGGGUCCAUUCUGAUCGAGCUGUGCAAGCAGCAGCCCUCCAAGAUGCCCCAGGUGCUGGCCCAGGCCACCGAGAUCUUGUUCAUGCGCAUCGACUCGAUGAACACGUCGUGCUUCGAUCGGUUCGUCAACUGGUUCUCGUACCAUCUGAGCAACUUCCAGUUCCGCUGGUCCUGGGACGACUGGGACAGCUGUCUGCUGCUCGAGAACGAGCACCCGCGGCCCAAGUUCAUCCAGGAGGUCCUCCUGAAGUGUCUACGAUUCUCGUACUACGAUCGCUUCAAGGAAAUGAUGCCGGCGGCCUACGCCAAGCUCAUCCCGAAGCCGCCGGCCCCGCAGUACAAGUACACGAUGGAGGGCGCCGCAUCCUUGCCCGGAACGGCCACGGCCCACAAGCUGGUGGUGGCCAUCCGGCAGAAGUGCAACGCGGAAGAUGUGCUGAACGAGCUGAACGAUCUGCCGAACCCGCGCGAACUGUCCGACACCGACAUGACGGAGUCGACCUUCAAUCCGCUCAAGAUCGACGUGUUCCUGCAGACGCUGCUGAAUCUGGGCUCGAAGAGUUUCUCGCACACCUUUGCGGCCAUCUCGAAGUUUCUUACCGUGUUCAAGACGCUGGCCGACACGGAGGAAGCUCAGAUGUGCAUCCUGCACAACAUGUUCGAGCUGUGGGUCGACCACCAGCAGAUGAUGGUCGUGGUCGUCGACAAGCUGCUGAAGGUGCAGAUCGUUGAGUGUUCCGUCGUCGCCACCUGGGUCUUCUCGAAGGAGAUGACGGGCGAGUUUACGAAAAUGUACUUGUGGGAAAUCCUGCAUCUGACCAUCAAAAAGAUGAACCAACACGUCACCAAGUUGAGUCGUGAGAUGAACGAAGCAAAGGAUAAGCUGGCCCGUACGGCCGAAUCGUCGUCGAGCGAAUCGGAGGACGAUGCUGCGGAGGCCCCGAACACGCAGAAGCGCCGCAAGAACGCGGACGGGACGGCCGAAAAGCCGACGGAGGAGCAGGUCGAGCGGAUGGAGGAAAAGCUGGAGGCCGCGUACGUCGACCAGAAGCGCCUGUUCUUGAUCAUCUUCCAGCGCUUCAUCAUGAUCCUGUCCGAGCACCUGGUCAAGUGCGACACGGACGGGCGCGACUAUGACACCGACUGGUACCGUUGGACCAUCGGCCGGCUACAGCAAGUGUUUAUGAUGCACCACGAACAAGUGCAAAAGUACAGCAGCACCCUGGAAAGCCUGCUGUUCACGUCCGAUCUCGACCCGCACAUACUGGACGUGUUCCACCAGUUCACGGCACUCCGGGCGUAAGAGUGGCCACAAUGCGUUUGCUUUCCCCAAUCGUCACCUUCACG
Anopheles cruzii is the source of this 2496-nucleotide messenger RNA. RefSeq names its product nuclear cap-binding protein subunit 1 (gene Cbp80). NCBI's taxonomy places the organism in Eukaryota, Metazoa, Arthropoda, Insecta, Diptera, Culicidae. The coding region runs from base 2 to 2452 and encodes 816 amino acids. Gene Ontology annotation, molecular function: RNA cap binding; protein binding; mRNA binding. Gene Ontology annotation, cellular component: nucleus; nuclear cap binding complex. Gene Ontology annotation, biological process: mRNA export from nucleus; nuclear-transcribed mRNA catabolic process, nonsense-mediated decay. The record is from RefSeq and is a predicted model, not a curated record. The transcript has 7 exons.